Messenger RNA from Hemisphaericaspora subhashii, 1095 nucleotides. RefSeq names its product NAD(P)-dependent alcohol dehydrogenase. The record is from RefSeq and is a predicted model, not a curated record. NCBI's taxonomy places the organism in Eukaryota, Fungi, Ascomycota, Pichiomycetes, Serinales, Debaryomycetaceae. The transcript has a single exon. Bases 1 to 1095 code for a protein of 364 amino acids. Gene Ontology annotation, biological process: D-sorbitol catabolic process. Gene Ontology annotation, molecular function: L-iditol 2-dehydrogenase (NAD+) activity; zinc ion binding.
AUGACUCCAAACCCAUCUUUAGUCCUUAACAAGAUCGACGACAUCACCUUUGAAACUUACGAUGCUCCAGAAAUCGUUGAACCAACCGACGUUAUUGUCGAAGUCAAGAAAACCGGUAUCUGUGGUUCUGAUAUCCAUUACUACGCCCACGGUAAGAUUGGUCCAUUCGUCUUAACCAAACCAAUGGUCUUAGGUCACGAAUCCGCUGGUAUUGUCGCCAAGGUCGGUCCAAAGGUUACCACCGUCAAGGUUGGUGACAGAGUUGCCAUUGAACCAGGUGUGCCAUCAAGAUUAUCCAAAGAAUACAAAUCUGGUCAUUAUAACUUAUGUCCACACAUGUGUUUUGCUGCCACUCCAAACUCCACUGAAGGUGAACCAAACCCACCAGGUACUUUAUGUAAAUACUUCAAAUCCCCAGAAGAUUUCUUAGUCAAAUUACCAGAUCACGUUUCUUUAGAAUUAGGUGCUAUGGUUGAACCAUUAUCUGUUGGUGUCCACGCUUGUAAAUUAGGUAGUGUUAAGUUCGGUGACAAAGUCGCUGUCUUCGGUGCUGGUCCAGUUGGUUUAUUAGCCGCUGCCACUGCUACCGCCAUGGGUGCUUCCAAGGUUAUCAUUGUUGAUAUCUUUGACAACAAAUUACAAAUGGCCAAGGAUAUUGGUGCUGCUUCCCACAUCUUCAACUCCAAGACCGGUGGUGACUAUAAUGAUUUAAUCAAGGCUUUCGACGGUUUCCAACCAACUGUUAUCUUAGAAUGUACUGGUGCUGAACCAUGUAUUAACAUGGGUGUCAUGAUUGCUGCCCCAGGUGGUAGAUUCGUUCAAGUCGGUAACGCUGGUGCUUCUGUUAAAUUCCCAAUCACUGAAUUCGCCACUAAGGAAUUAACCUUAUUUGGUUCUUUCAGAUAUGAUUAUGGUGAUUAUCAAACUGCUGUCAACAUCUUUGACAAGAACUACGAAAACGGUAAAGAUAAGGCCCCAAUUGAUUUCGAACAAUUAAUCACCCACAGAUUCAAGUUCGAAGAUGCUAUCAAGGCUUACGACUUAGUCAGAGCCGGUAGUGGUGCUGUCAAGUGUUUGAUUGAUGGUCCAUUGUAA